This is a messenger RNA of Knipowitschia caucasica, 789 nucleotides long. The record is from the annotation of a GenBank genome assembly. Lineage: Eukaryota; Metazoa; Chordata; Actinopteri; Gobiiformes; Gobiidae.
AUGCUUCUCUUGGCGGCGGUGAUCGCGGUGCCGCUGCUCACGCUGCGCUCCACGGAGAGCUCCGCGCACUAUUACGAGAUGACAGGCACGUGCCGCAUGGUCUGUGACCCCUACAGCGGGAAACCAGGGGCCAAGUCUGGGGCCACCGCCAUGAAGCAGAGCCACGCGCUCCCGCAGCCACCUCUGACCGCGGGCACGCGCGGGGAACCGGGAAGACCGGGUAAAUCUGGAUCCAGAGGACCACCAGGAGAGGCAGGUCCGCCGGGGCCCCCAGGACCAAGAGGACCCCCGGGGGACAGGGGCCACAACAAACUGUCUGCACCGACUCUAACCACCGGGAGCACCGGGGCCACGGACACCACCGACACAGACAGGAACUCCUCCGCAAACCCUUUACGCAUCGCGUUUUACGUCGGUCUCAAGAACCCGCACGAGGGCUACGAGGUGCUGAAGUUUGACGACGUCAUCACCAAUUUAGGAAACCAGUACGACGCCAGCACCGGAAAGUUCACGUGCCAAGUGUCCGGGAUGUACUUCUUCACGUACCACGUGCUGAUGCGCGGCGGAGACGGGACCAGUAUGUGGGCCGACCUGUGCAAGAACGGACAGGUCCGGGCCAGUGCCAUUGCGCAGGAUGCAGAUCAGAACUAUGACUAUGCCAGUAACACUGCUCUGCUGCGUCUGGACUCAGGAGACGAGGUCUACGUCAAACUGGACGGAGGCAAAGCUCACGGAGGCAACAACAACAAGUACAGCACCUUCUCCGGCUUCAUCCUGUACCCGGACUGA